CGCUCGCUGCCGCCCUCGCUGCCGCCGGCGGGUGCGGGGCCGCCCCCCGCCCGCAACUUCGAACGAUGAUCACUGUCAACGCGGAUGGCAAGAUAAUGGUCAGAAGAUGCCUCGUCACCUUGAGACCCUUUAGGAUUUUCGUGCUGGGCAUUGGAUUUUUCACCCUGUGCUUCCUGAUGACCUCCCUGGGAGGGCAGUUCUCAGCCAAGCGCCUGGGGGACUCUCCCUUCACCAUCCGCACCGAAGUGAUGGGUGCACUCGAGUCCCGAGGGCUGCUGCGGAGGAUGAGCGACAUGCUGGAGAUGCUGAUGAAGAGGAUGGACAUCCUGGCCAGGCUGGAGAACAGCACUGACUUCCACAGAGGGGAGGACGCACGAUUCCCUCUGGACAGGUUCCAGCCAGCAGCUGGGCUGAUGGAGAGGAUCCAGGCCAUAGCUCAGAACGUGUCAGAUAUUGCAGUAAAGGUGGAUCAGAUUCUCCGGAACAGCCUCCUCAAUGGGAAAGGGAUGGAAGGCAGGAGGGAUCAGUGUGAGGUGCCCAGGGACCCCAAGUACCCCGACUGUGCUGGGAAGGUGGAGUGGAUGAGGGCCCGCUGGACCUCUGACCCCUGCUACGCGUUUUUCGGGGUGGAUGGCACCGAGUGCUCCUUCCUCAUCUACCUCAGCGAGGUGGAGUGGUUCUGUCCCCCCCUGCCCUGGAGGAACAGGACAGUGGCCGUGCCCUCCCCGCCACCAAAGCCACAGGCACAGGCAGCCUUCAGGAGGGACGUGGCUCGCCUGCUGGAGCUGGUUGGCACGGGGAAGGAGUCGCUGAGCUUCAUGAAGAAGCGGAUCCGGCACCUGGCGCAGCAGUGGCUGCGGGCGGCGCGGCGCCUCGAGCAGAGGCUGGCGGGACGGCAGCGCCUCCAGAAACACAUCUUGAUCCACAUUGGCUUCCUGACAGAGGAGUCAGGGGAUGUUUUCAGCCCACGGGUGCUGAAGGGAGGCCCUCUGGGUGAGAUGGUGCAGUGGGCUGACAUCCUGGCUGCCCUCUUCAUGCUGGGACACAGCCUGAGGGUCACAGUCUCCCUGAAGGAGCUGCAGAGUCACUUAGGGGUGCCUCCAGGACGGGGGAACUGCCCCCUGACCAGUCCUCUGCCCUUCGACCUGAUUUACACCGACUACCACGGCCUGCAGCAGAUGAAGCAGCACAUGGGGCUCUCCUUUAAGAAAUACAGGUGCCGUGUGAGGGUCAUUGACACGUUUGGGACAGAGCCAGCCUACAACCACGAGGAGUACGCCACGCUGCGCGGCUACCGCACCAACUGGGGCUACUGGAACCUGCAGCCAGCCCAGUUCAUGACCAUGUUCCCUCACACCCCUGACAACUCCUUCAUGGGCUUCGUGUCGGAGGAGCUCAACCAGACGGAGAGGCAGCUCAUCAAGGCCAACAAAGUGAGCAGCAUGGCCGUGGUGUACGGCAAGGAGGCCAGCAUCUGGAAGGGCAAGGAGAAGUUCCUGGCCAUCCUCAACAAGUACAUGGAGAUCCAUGGCACGGUUUAUUACGAGACGCAGCGGCCGCCCGAGGUGCCGGCGUUCGUCAAGAACCACGGGCUGCUGCCCCAGCACGAGUUCCAGCAGCUGCUGAGGAAGGCCAAGCUCUUCAUUGGCUUCGGGUUCCCCUACGAGGGCCCGGCCCCGCUGGAGGCCAUCGCCAACGGCUGCGUGUUCCUGCAGGCGCGCUUCCAGCCUCCCCACAGCUCCCUCAACCACGAGUUCUUCCGCGGGAAGCCCACCUCCAGAGAGGUCUCCUCCCAACACCCAUAUGCUGAGGACUUCAUUGGGAAGCCCCACGUGUGGACUGUUGACUACAACAACUCCGAGGAGUUCGAGGCUGCCAUCAAAACCAUCAUGAGGACACAGGUGGACCCUUACCUGCCUUACGAGUACACCUGCGAGGGGAUGCUGGAGCGGAUCCACGCCUACAUUCAGCACCAGGAUUUCUGCACCGCGUCUCCCGCUCCUCCGUCUCCCAAGACCAGGAGUGCUGCUAUGCAAAGCGCUGCGAGCCCGCUGGCGCUGUCCCCCAACUCCACGCACCUGGUGUGGGCGGGCGGGGCGCCCCAGGGCUGGCCCCCGGCGGGCUCCCUGCAGGUGUGGCUGUCGGAGCCGCAGCACGCGUGCACCGAGACGUGCCGCCGGCGCGGGCUGGUCUGCGAGCCCACCUUCUUCAGGUUCCUCAACAGGGAGGAGGUGUUCCUGCAGCUCAGCGUGGCGUGCGACAGCACGGAGCUGGAGAUGAACCACCUGUACCCGGCGGUGGCGCCCAACGUGCGCGAGUGCUACCUGCAGAAGGAGCCGCUGCUCUUCAGCUGCGCCGGCCACCACGCCAAGUACCGCCGCCUCUGCCCCUGCCGCGACUUCCGCCCGGGACAGGUGGCUCUGUGCAGGGACUGCUUGUGACACCGCGUCCCACCGCGUCCCACCGCGCCCCACCGCGGGGGCUCCUCCUCGCAGCUGCAGGAGCGGGGACAGAGUCCGCUGACAGACUCUGCGGGUUGUUUUGGCCGCCAGCCAGCUGUGAAUGAACGUGUCCUGAGCUUUGGGGUUGUUUUCUUCCCGAGGAGCAUCGUCAGAACCCGCCUGGACCUGGUGGUGCUGGGAUGGGGUGGUGGGCAGAGACCUUCCCCUCCUCUGCCAAUGGGACAAGCCACCAGCAGACUGCAGUUUCAGGGUUUUCAUCUUCUUCAAGCAUCCUAAGUUGUUUUAUUUAUUGAUUUAUUUUUUUUUUAACCCUCACCCUGACAAGUGGUAAAUUAAAGGGGAAUCCACACCCAG
This is a messenger RNA of Oenanthe melanoleuca, 2816 nucleotides long. RefSeq names its product alpha-1,6-mannosylglycoprotein 6-beta-N-acetylglucosaminyltransferase B (gene MGAT5B). The record is from RefSeq and is a predicted model, not a curated record. Gene Ontology annotation, biological process: protein N-linked glycosylation. The coding region runs from base 66 to 2441 and encodes 791 amino acids. The transcript is spliced from 17 exons. Gene Ontology annotation, cellular component: Golgi apparatus. Gene Ontology annotation, molecular function: alpha-1,6-mannosylglycoprotein 6-beta-N-acetylglucosaminyltransferase activity. NCBI's taxonomy places the organism in Eukaryota, Metazoa, Chordata, Aves, Passeriformes, Muscicapidae.